Molecule: messenger RNA, 4247 nt
Organism: Oncorhynchus tshawytscha (Chinook salmon)
Lineage: Eukaryota; Metazoa; Chordata; Actinopteri; Salmoniformes; Salmonidae
Exons: 8
Coding region: 1-4140 (1379 amino acids)
Source: RefSeq, a predicted model, not a curated record
AUGUCAGUCCUCCUGGCUGAGGAGAACCUGUCAGUCAGCCAGAGGGUCAGCCCAAGGUCCACCCAGGAGUCCAAUGUCCCCUCCAGUGAGCUCAUGGGUGGGCCAGAUAAGCAGGCUCAGUCGCUGAGCAGUCCCCCUGGAGGAACCCACAAUGGAGAUGACGUUGGAGGUCAAUCCAGCCCAACCAAGCUUGGAGAUCAACCCAGUCCAGCUGUGGAAGAGAAGGAGGCCCAGGCUGGGCUGGGUUCUGCCGUGCAGUCAGCCGUGUUCCAGAGAUCUCCGUCAGGGGACAGUCUACUGGAGGCCAACCACUCUGCGGUCCUGAUCAGCACCGCCAGAGCCCCGACCAACAACACCGCCAUUAUCCGCUCUAAGAAUCUUCCGGAGACCAUUAUCUUCCACAGCGACAGCCAUCUACCCUCAGGUGUAUCUUCCAGAGAGUGCCCAGUGAUGUUUGAAAAAGAGGACUGGCAUGUAAUCACCAUUCCCUCUGCUCCAGUGAAGAAAGCAGUCAAAUUCAACCCCUCCGAAGAGAUCUCACCUAUUACUUCACCCAGCAUAGAUUUAGCCUGGGAGGAGCUUCUACAGACAUCAGAAUCCAUCGUUGAUAAAGUAGCCUUCAAGACUUUAGAGAUUGUAAAUAAACAAUUACAAUGCUCAUGGAGGGAGAUCUAUGAAAUGGCCCCAUCGGACCCUGUGGUUGUCUCACAGUCUCAAAAUGCACUUUCUUAUGAUGAUCUCUCUUACUCGCCUUCAGCUGUGGAGGAAUUCUCUACUGCCUCAGCAAGAUGCUCAGAAGGUGAUGUCACUGAAGGAUUCUCUACUGCCUCGGCAAGAUGCUCGGAAGGUGAUGUCACUGAAGGAUCUCGCUCUGGAACAGCAGUAGAGAGUGAAGCAAGCUCUGUGAGAGAGAUUUCACCAGCAGUGACUGCGAGGUGUUCUGCCAGUGACGUAUCAGAACGAGUUCCCUCUGAAACAGCAGUUUUGGGAGCAGCAGCGUCAUCAAUGGAGGAGUUAUCAGAGUCACCGACUGCAUUAGCCUUUGAGGGUGGGAUUUCACCAGCGGUGUUGGCCAAUGAUGUAUCAGAAAGAGCUCCCUCUGAAACAUCAGUAGCGGGAGCAGAGGCUUCAGAGAGACACGCAUCUCUCAGUGUAUCUCCACAGACUUCAUUUGUGUCAGCGCAUUCUGAAGAGUCACUGAAGGCUACAGACUUGUCACCUCCAUCCAGCCUGGCUAGGAUUCCCUCUGCAUAUCUCAGUGAUGGCGUGUCACCAGCAGUGUCUGCAAGAUGUUCUGCUAGUGACUUACUAGAAAGAGCUUCCUCUGCAACAACAGAGCUCAGAGUAAUCCCCUCUGCACCACGAAUGGAUGCGCUUUUGGUAUUACCAACUGCUUCUGUUGUUGGGAUUUCAACAGCAGUGACUGCAAGAUCUUCAAGAGGGAGUUUUGCAGAAAGAGCUCCCUCCGAAACAGCAGUGGAGGGGGUAAAAUAUUCUGAAAGUGGUUUAUCAGGAAGAGCCUUCUCUAAAUCAGAACUAGUGGAUGCAGCACACAGAGUGUCCUCUGUCAGGAUACCCAGUAGAGAGGAGAGUGUGAGGAGAACAGCAGAGACACCAGAGAGACACACAUCUCCCAGAGUAUCUCCACAGACAUCUUCAGUGUCCGCUACAGGCUUGUCAUCUAAGUCCAGCCUGUCUAGGGUCCCCUCUGUGUCUCUCAGUGAUGGUGCAGCAGAGUCUGUCUCUAUGGAAGUCGUCUCUAAUGUGGAGGAUAUUUAUAGAGCAACAUCAGUGGAGCAGAUUGUUUCUUCAACUGCUGCUGUGGUCUGCAUUUCACCAGCAGUGUCUGCUCGAAGCUCCUCAAAUGACAUGUCUGGAAGAACUUGUUUCAAAACAGCAGCAGUGGGAGCAGAGAUACCAGAGAAACACGCCUCUCCAAACGUUUCUCCACAGACAUCGUUAAUGUCAGCUCAUGUUGGUGAAUCUAUGAGAGGUACAGACAUUUCACCUAAAUCUAGUCUGGACAGGAUUUCCUCGAUUGGUGAAAGAGCAGCAGAAACAUCUUCUAGAGAAGUGAUGUAUAUGGAGGAGAUGUUUAAAGCAUCAAUGGCAGAACUACCAGGGCCUCCAUCUGCUGUUGGAGCUAUUUUACAAACAGUGUCUGCUAGAUGUUCACAAAGUCACAUGGCAGAAAGAGUCCCCUCGGAAACAGUAGUCGAGAGAGACACAUCUUCCAGUGUUCCUCCUAGGGUUUCUCCGCAAACAUCUGUGAGCUCAGCUACAGGCUUGUCAUCCAAGUUCAGUCUGGCCAGGGUUCCCUCUGUGUCUCUCAGCGAUGGUGCAACAGAACCAGCUCAGAUAGACAACGAAACACUGUCAUUGGAGGAGCUUAUGACGUCUCCAUUGUAUUCUCAUUGGUCACCAGCCGGUUCGGAAAGUGACUCAUUAGGCUUAAGAGGAGCUCCCUCUGAAACAGCAGUGGAUGGAGCACACAGAGGGUUCUUGGUAAGGAGACCCAGUAGAGAGGAGCGUGUGACGAGAACAGCAGAGACACCAGAGAGAGACACAUCUCCCAGUGUUUCUCCACAGACUUCGUUUACAGGUGUUGUUUCUGAUGGGACAGUUUUCUACAGAGAUUCAUCUGUGGGAGAAUUACAUCUUUCUCCAUCUGUUGGCGAGGAACUUGUGGUGGAGGCUUACGAAGUACCAUCUCCCGAGAAGGAGACUCCAUCUGCUUCAGUUGGUGGACCUUCAUCAGUAGUGUCUGCAAGAUAUACUGGAAGUGGUUUAACAAGAAGAGCUUUCUCUGAAAAAGAAGUAACGAGACCAGAGACACCAGAUAGACACACGUCUCCCAGACUUUCAGCUAGAGUUUCUCCACAGUCCAGUCUGACCAGGAUUUCCUCUGCACCAUCAAUGGAGGAGCCACGGAUGUCAACAACUGCUUCUGUUGGUAGACUUUCACCAGCAGUGUCUUCUGUAAGAUAUUCUGGAAGGGGUUUAUCAGGAAGAGCUUUCUCUGAAACAGAACUAGUUGAUGCAGCACACAGAGUGUCCUCAGUCAGGAUACCCAGCAGAGAGGAGAGUGUGAGGAGAAGAGCAGAGACACCAGAGAGAGACACAUCUCCCAGAGUGUUUCCUAGAUCUUCGCAAAGAGUUUCUCCACAAACCUCUCUCCUAUCAGACUAUUUUCUAAACAUUUAUCUUCCUAAUCGCAUAGCAGUAUUGGACAACAGCACACAGGUUUCACAAACUGCAAUCCGCCUUUGUGAAGAGUUGAGUGCCUACCCUAUAGAAGUGCAGCAGAGGACCCAGGGACUUGAAGUUUAUCUAGGAGAAUCUCCAGCCAAUGUUGUUGGGCCUCAAAACACGAGAACUCAGAACACACGUUCACAGGGUGUGCAGACUAGUCGAGAUUAUCAUGGCGCGCCCUCACAGAGCGUUCCUAUUGGCGCAGGACGCGUCACUCCUGAUGCUCAGCCUGCACGCGAAAAUUACACCAAUCAGGUCUGGACGCUUUACCACUUGGCCAAUGAGACAGAGGAGGGCACACUGUCCGCUAAAGUUAUCUCCCAGCCUCCGUACAAUGGUAGUGCUUAUAUUCGCAACUUUGGGGCUGGACAUGUGUUACUGGCUGAGAGGUCCCCUUCCCCUCAGAAAUCUGACACCCAGUCCUGGAGUGGCCAACCCAGACAACAGCCCCAGCCACCACCCUUCCUAAUGAGCCCAAGAAGGGCUUUCAUACACAGAGCACAGUCCUCCACCCUACCUCCUCCUCCUCUACCCCAGCCUCCAACCGUCCACAACCAGGAGAUCAACAUCCCCAACUUCUUCAUGCAUCCCCAACUUCUUCCUGUGUCCCCAGGCAAGAUCGUUCGUAGCAUUCCGACCGCGAUGCAGACCAGGUUGAGGUCUGCUGCGGUCCGGGCAGGUGACCCCCCGGGGUACCUGUCAUUCUCCGUUCCCAUGGAGACGGUGAGCGGAGGAUCUGGUCAGGGCGGUCAGGCCCAGUUCUUUCAGGUCAUCAGUGGCGAGGGGAACAACGUUUACUCUCCUGCUCUCAUGCACAUUUUCACCACAGAGGAAGAGGAACAGGAAGGAGACAGGAGACAGCCAACUAGUGCCACAUUUAAUUGGUAGGGGACUGUUUGGUGCAGGGUUUCUCAAACUCGGUUUUUGCCCGAACACUACAAAGCUGAUUCAAAUAACCAACAAGUUUUGAUUAUUUGAAUCAGCUUUGCAGGGCA